Botrytis cinerea B05.10 is the source of this 964-nucleotide messenger RNA. RefSeq lists its product as hypothetical. Lineage: Eukaryota; Fungi; Ascomycota; Leotiomycetes; Helotiales; Sclerotiniaceae. Bases 254 to 790 code for a protein of 178 amino acids. The record is from RefSeq and is a predicted model, not a curated record. The transcript has a single exon.
GGAAUUGGGACUUUGAUUGGGAGGAUGAGAGAGAUAUCUAUCUAUGUGGGUAGUAGUCUCUGUCUAUAUGUUCUACCUCGCCUCAUUUGAGCACCGAGAAUCGAGAAUUGUAAUGUGAUUGGCUGGAUAUGUAGAUAUAAGUAUGCAGUCUUGAUUGCGUAUCCAUUGAGGUUUUGAGAUUGCAAUCACGAGUCCGAAAGAGAUAUGAUUGGUCACCUGAACUGCAACGUGGCUGCCCAUAUAGGUAGGUACUAUGUAUGUAAGCAUGCAGGCGAGAUAUCGAUUCAUCUUUGAGAGUCACUGUUGGCCACCUUUUCAACCUGCUCACUUUAUUGUAUUCACAAGAUAUAUUUUGCGAACUAUGUCUUCGGCGGAAAAGAGAUCUGGAGUCGAUAGUGACCAGGGUACGGAUAGGAAGAGGCGCAGAUUGGAACUGGGAGCGAGGGAAUCUGGUGCAAUGGAAAGCUUGUCGUCGGAUGCUGUUAGAACGGAUGUCAUGGAAGUGAGUGGUGUUCGUCAAGCUCAAGAGCGGGUAAAUUCUGAAAUCCUUGCGGAGGGUAACGACGAAGAAGGAAAUGAAAAUCUGGAGAUUGAUGGCGCUUCAACAAAUAACUCGGCUCACUAUCCUGACCAGGAUUUCGGUGUCAGAAGUGGUGCAGAUGGGUUGAGAGGAGAGUCAUCUCUUGAAAACGAGGGACAUGAAAUUAUCGAAACGCGUGUUUUAGACGACUCGGAUAACUGCCAUGUCAACGAUGACAGAAAUGUGGAUGUGGAUGAACAUGAUUAUUAGGUCUCUUUAAUGGAACAUGAAGAGAAUAAAGAAGGGGGUUGGGACGGCUAUCCGGGGUUUUCGAGAAUUAUUUCUGAUUUGGAGAUGAAAUUUUCUUCAUAUACUCGAUGGCCAAUUGAAAAUCCCCGAGUUACCGAAGAGAAAAUAGAGAGCAAUAACGAAACAACCACGGCA